Xenia sp. Carnegie-2017 is the source of this 1286-nucleotide messenger RNA. RefSeq lists its product as uncharacterized. The record is from RefSeq and is a predicted model, not a curated record. The coding region runs from base 70 to 954 and encodes 294 amino acids. The transcript has 8 exons. NCBI's taxonomy places the organism in Eukaryota, Metazoa, Cnidaria, Anthozoa, Malacalcyonacea, Xeniidae.
CCACAGACGACAGACAGAUGACACAUAUCAACAACUUUCGAAGAACGCGAAGCAAAUUAUUUCGAGAAAAUGUGGUAUCAUUCUCUAAAAACGCGCCAAGUUGUAAAACGAGUAAACACAAGAAAUAGUCACGGUAGUGUUGUUGCAUUCGAGUAUCUUGACAAGAAAUUUGAAGUUCACAGUCUGUCGAAAGAUGCAAGCCCUUUAACAUUUGAAGAUAUAACAAGCAUUGUGUUUAUCAUGGCUCCAGAGUCCAGUUUGAUAGUGAUUGCAAUUAAUUUGUCCACUAAAGGAAAGUUUACAUAUGAGUUUCGAGCUUGGGAAUUUACUAACAAUGGAGUUUUUAUCCAGCAAGAUAUCGCAGUUAUGGAUGCAUUGGGAUCUUGUAUGAAUGACGGAAAAUCAAAGGCUUUGUGGAGUGCCCCAGAUAUUUCAAAUCCAUAUAGUAUAAGAGCUGAUGCACUUGGGAAUGUAUUGGCUGCUGCACUUGGAGUUCGUUCAAUUUAUAUUUGGAAGUGUUUGAAGGUGGAACAUAAUUGUAUUUCUUGUGAGUUUAUUGUCCAAGUUGAUUCAUCCAUGUCUGCCAUUGACUUAAUUCUGCUACAACCAUCGAAAGAUAAUUUACCAUACCUGGUGGUUGGUGAGUGUGGUGGUAUACGAACAUGGACUGAAACAGACCGUACAGAUGAACGAGGUGAAACAUUGAAAUUUGAAGAUACGUUUUACUCUGUUCAGUCUUUCGAUGCUAGCUCUAGUCUUUUUACUUGCCAUGACUUUCAAAGAAUCAACAAAGAUGCUUGUAUUUUUGGUAAUACUGCAGGAAAUUUAUAUCUAUUCUUAUCGUCAAGAAUCAUCAAUCUCAAAUUACCCGUCUCGUACAGUGGUCAUGGAUCUUUUGCUGUGGAAAACAUCGAGGAUAAGAGCUCAAAAGCUUUACAUAUAGCAACAGUAUAACAUGGACUUAAAAUUUAGAAUAGGCCAUGUAAAUCAAGGAUCAAAUCAUGUACGGUCAUAAUCAAAACGGUCACCUCAGCCGCACAAAACUGCUCUCACUUGAUGAACAAAAACGUACUUUGGAACGAAUUGUUUGGGCAUUAUAUUUCCUGCAAAUCACAUCAGUACUUCAGUAACUGGUGAUGAUAAAAAGAUUCCAUCUGAAUACAGAAAAGAUGAGGAUUUGUUUAUAAAGGACGGCGCCAACAGUUAUAUAAAUCUUGCAGAUCUAACUCCACUUUGAUGACUGUACUAUGGCAUAAUAUUAUUAAUGAUAAGAUGGAAAAUGCAAA